AUGGAACGAAGGCACGACUCCAUGUCCCACGACGUCAUGACCAUGCAGGACAUGUCCAUGGCCUUCUUCACAUCCACCAUGACCUCCCUGUACUCCCUCACUUGGACCCCAACCUCCACUGGCGCAUACGCUGGCACCUGCAUCUUUCUGAUACUACUCGGCGUUGCCUUCCGCGGCCUCAUGGCUGUCAAAGCCGUCUGCGAGCAGCGCUGGGCCGCAGCAGCACGCGACCGGAGAUUUGUGGUUGUCAGGGGCCAGCAGCCCCGAGCAGAGCAGAUCGAAGGGGAUGACGACGCGAAGUUUGGAAGUUUUGUUGGGCCGAAUGGUCUCGAGGAGCGCGUGAAGUAUGUGCAGGCGAAUGGAGGUAGGGUGCUGCCGUUCCGGUUGACGGUCGAUUUGCCACGGGCGGGCUUGGUGACGGUUAUCGCCGGGGUGGGAUAUUUGCUCAUGUUGGCGGUGAUGACGAUGAAUGUGGGCUACUUUCUCUCCGUGCUGGCUGGAAUUUUCGUCGGCGAAGUUGCUGUUGGGCGACAUAUCGCUCUGGACGAGCACUGA
Cyphellophora attinorum is the source of this 555-nucleotide messenger RNA. RefSeq lists its product as uncharacterized. Gene Ontology annotation, molecular function: copper ion transmembrane transporter activity. Gene Ontology annotation, biological process: copper ion transmembrane transport; intracellular copper ion homeostasis. The transcript is spliced from 2 exons. The record is from RefSeq and is a predicted model, not a curated record. Gene Ontology annotation, cellular component: plasma membrane. The coding region runs from base 1 to 555 and encodes 184 amino acids. Lineage: Eukaryota; Fungi; Ascomycota; Eurotiomycetes; Chaetothyriales; Cyphellophoraceae.